CUCUUAUUCAAAAUGCAAGGUUUCAAUUUUCAGCGAUACAGAAAGUCAUUAAGGUUUUGUUUAAGUCAAAACGUCCGCCAAAAAAUUAAGGACAAAAAUUUCGAACUCUAACUGAUUCCAUGCAAACUAUACCCAGAAUCGGUCUAUUUCCACAGAGUUCUACCCGCAAUUAAUCGGCCAAAGUCGUUGACUGAUAGUCAACGAUUUUUUGGCCCGACUUGGGGAAAAAAUCGGCAUUUCUGACUAUUCGCGAUUAUUCACGAUUAAUCGCGACUCAAUGCCGACUUUUGCUUCUUUGCUCUAAACUUUAAUUAUACAGUUUUACCAUUGUGGCUAUUGUUCUUAUACUCAAUGCAACAGGAGGCUGAGCAAAAACUGAUUCAGGAAAACAGAAUAUCAUAGAGAUAUUCAUCCAAAGAUAAGUUCGAGUAGAGUUGAGCUAGAGUGAGGAUAUGGAGGCAGUAAAUAUUACAAGUUUAGGUUCAAUGCUUCCAAUAAAGCUCUUUAUGGCACCUCAGUCUAUAUCAGGCCAGAAAAGUCAUAACAUAAGGUGCGCUUCCAACCGAGAAGACAAUGUUGUAACGCUGUUAGACUAUGGAGCCGGCAAUGUCAGAAGCGUUAGGAAUGCAAUUCGGCUUCUGAACUUCAAUAUCCAGGAUGUUAAAAAGCCAGAGGAUAUACUUGAAGCAAAGAGACUUGUCUUCCCUGGAGUUGGAGCUUUUGCAGCGGCCAUGGACAUACUCAAUAAAACUGGGAUGGCUGAAGCCUUGCGUGAAUACAUUAAAAAUGAUCGUCCCUUUUUAGGCAUCUGUCUUGGUCUACAACUACUUUUUGAGUACAGUGAGGAGAAUGGACCUGUUAAAGGUCUUGGUGUAAUACCUGGGGCAGUUGGUCGUUUUGAUUCUUCAACUGGAUUGAGGGUCCCCCAUAUUGGCUGGAAUGCACUGCAGAUUCAAAAAUCAUCUGCGAUUUUAGAAGGCGUCCAAGGCCAUCAUGUUUAUUUUGUGCACUCAUAUCGUGCGAUGCCUUCAAAUGAUAACAAUGAAUGGGUGUCUGCUACUUGCAACUAUGGUGGAGGAUUCAUUGCUGCAGUAGAAAAGGGAAAUGUGCAUGCUGUACAAUUUCAUCCAGAAAAAAGUAGCAAUGUAGGACUUGACAUCUUAAAGGGUUUUUUGACUGGAAAUAGGUCUGAUUCAGUGAAGAGUUCUGAUCUUGCAGAAAAUCAACCUUUGAAGCAUGCUUCUACUCUUGCUAAGCGGGUGAUUGCAUGUCUUGAUGUGAGGGCAAACAACAAAGGAGAUCUUGUUGUCACCAAAGGAGACCAGUAUGAUGUGAGAGAACACAGUGAAGAACGUGAGGUACGGAAUCUUGGGAAACCAGUUGAGCUUGCAGGACAAUAUUACAAAGAUGGAGCGGAUGAGGUGACCUUUUUAAAUAUAACAGGUUUCCGUGACUUUCCAUUGGGAGAUUUGCCGAUGCUUGAGGUAUUGCGCAGGACAUCUGAGAAUGUGUUUGUUCCACUUACUAUUGGAGGAGGAAUCCGUGACUUUACAGAUAAAGAUGGAAGGUAUUAUUCAAGUCUUGAAGUUGCAUCUGAGUACUUCAGAUCAGGAGCUGAUAAGAUAUCUAUUGGAAGUGAUGCAGUCUAUGCAGCUGAAGAAUAUAUCAAGACAGGGGUAAAAAUGGGAACGACCAGCUUGGAGCAAAUUUCAUACGUGUAUGGCAAUCAGGCUGUUGUUGUGAGCAUUGAUCCUCGUAGAGUUUACCUUAAUAGUCCUAAAGAUGUACCAUUCAAGACGGUUGAACUCACUCAUCCAGGACCGAAAGGAGAAAAAUAUGCAUGGUACCAAUGCACGGUUAAUGGUGGCAGGGAAGGCAGGCCUAUUGGAGCAUAUGAGCUUGCAAAAGCAGUUGAAGACUUAGGAGCCGGGGAAAUCCUACUCAAUUGCAUAGAUUGUGAUGGGCAGGGACAAGGAUUUGAUAUAGAUCUGGUCAAGCUGAUUUCAGAAGCUGUUAAUAUCCCUGUAAUUGCCAGUAGUGGUGCUGGUGCAGUGGAACAUUUUUCUGCAGUCUUUAAACAGACAUCUACCUCUGCUGCUCUUGCAGCUGGUAUUUUUCAUCGGAGGGAGGUACCAAUCAUGGCUGUCAAAGAGCAUUUAAGAAUUCAAGGCACAGAAGUUAGGAUAUGAACCCGUACCAGAUAAAAUCCUGUAUUGGAGUAGAAAGAUUUUCAAUAUGAUCUUUGACACAUAAUUGAUCUCAGAAUAAUUUUAUUUGAAAAGAGAGCCUACUUCAGGACAAGGCAUUUUACUGAUUGCACUAUCUAGCGACGCGAACAGCAGAUGGAUGCUAGAUAGGGAUGUAGGCAGCAAAGGAGGGAUGAAGCUAACUAAGAAAUAGCAGCAGGUUCAAUUUGAUGUUAUUUACAGGUUCCAUUCAAUUUAUUGCAUGAUAAAUGUAUUACUGCACUAGAAGAAAUGAGAGAUCCCUCAAGUUUUCAUUGUGGAGAGGGCAUUAAGGUGCCAUGAUGAGAUUGGUUUUGGUUUUUUACAAUUAUGCUGGUAUUCUUAGUGAACAACUAUGCAGGGGUCAUCAAGGUCGGAUAUAUUUAUUGGGAAAUAGCUUCAUUUUAGAAGGAUUAAUUAGGAUUCAUUUAUGGUGUAUGGAUUGAAUUACAAAGGGUUCCAAUGUCUUCAACAUUAUUGUCAUUAGAGAUAGUUCCCACUUUUUAUUCUAAAGAAAGUUAAAUUUCAUUGGA
Messenger RNA from Cryptomeria japonica (Japanese cedar), 2758 nucleotides. RefSeq names its product imidazole glycerol phosphate synthase hisHF, chloroplastic. The transcript has 22 exons. NCBI's taxonomy places the organism in Eukaryota, Viridiplantae, Streptophyta, Pinopsida, Cupressales, Cupressaceae. Gene Ontology annotation, molecular function: imidazoleglycerol-phosphate synthase activity; oxo-acid-lyase activity. The record is from RefSeq and is a predicted model, not a curated record. Gene Ontology annotation, biological process: L-histidine biosynthetic process. The coding region runs from base 453 to 2189 and encodes 578 amino acids.